This is a messenger RNA of Gopherus flavomarginatus (Mexican gopher tortoise), 3177 nucleotides long. It is a transcript of the gene PLD5, whose product is annotated as phospholipase D family member 5. Gene Ontology annotation, molecular function: catalytic activity. The coding region runs from base 169 to 1566 and encodes 465 amino acids. Lineage: Eukaryota; Metazoa; Chordata; Testudines; Testudinidae. The record is from RefSeq and is a predicted model, not a curated record. The transcript has 10 exons.
UCCAAAGCAUCAAGGCUAGCAAUUGAGGGACUGAAAUAUAAUCGGUGGUGAUACAUUUUUACCACAUAAAACAUUCUCUGCCUCCAAAGCCUCGGGUGUCUCUAGUAAGCAGUGCAUCAGCAACAGCUCCUUGCUGCUGGACUUCAGAGGGAAAAAAAUUGGAUCAGAAUGUCCCAGCAAAAAUGCAUUGUGAUCUUUGCACUGGUGUGCUGCUUUGCGAUUCUGGUUGCACUGAUAUUUUCUGCAGUGGAUAUAAUGGGAGAAGAUGAGGAUGGACUCUCAGAAAAGAAUUGUCAAAAUAACUGUCGGGUUGCUCUUGUAGAAAACAUUCCUGAAGGUCUAAACUAUUCAGACAGUGCACCAUCCCACUUGUCUCUUUUUCAAGGCUGGAUGAAUUUGCUUAAUAUGGCUGAAAAGUCUGUUGACAUAGUAUCUUCCCAAUGGGAUCUCCAUCACAGUCAUCCAUCUGCAUGCCAGGGCCAGCGUCUUUUUGAAAAAUUGCUAGAACUGGCGUCUCGAAAUAUUGAGAUAAAACUAGUGAGCGAUAUACUGCCCACCGAAUCAAAGGUAUUAAACGACUUGAAAACAAAGGGUGCAGAAGUGCUGUAUAUGAAUAUGACUGCUUAUAAUGAAGGUCGCCUUCAAUCAUCAUUCUGGAUUGUUGAUAAACAGCAUGUAUACAUUGGAAGUGCCAGCUUAGACUGGAGGUCAUUGGGACAGAUGAAAGAGCUUGGUGUCAUUGUGUACAACUGCAGCUGCCUCGUCCUAGAUUUACAAAGGAUAUUUGCCUUGUAUAGCUCAUUAAAAUACAAGAAUAAAGUGCCUCCAAGUUGGUCUAAGAGAUUGUAUGGCGUGUAUGAUACACAAAAUAAACUGACGCUGCAGCUGAAUGAGACAAAAUCAGAAGUCUUUGUGUCGAAUUCUCCCAAACUCUUUUGUCCAAAAGACAGAGUCUUGGAUAUUGAAGCUAUCUACAACGUUAUAGAUGACGCCAAACAGUUUGUUUAUAUAGCUGUCAUGGAUUACCUCCCUAUUGUCUUUGACACAAAUGCUAAAAGGUACUGGCCAUAUUUGGAUGGGAAGAUAAGAGAAGCACUAGUGUUACGAAAUAUUACAGUCCGGCUCCUCAUAAGUUUCUCAAAAGACACAGAUCCCCUUACAUUUAACUUUGUUUCAUCUCUUAAAGCUAUUUGCGCUGAGGUUCCCAGCUGUAGUUUAAAAGUUAAAUUUUUUGAUCUUGAAGAGGAGAAUGCUUGCUUUCUCAAAGAACAAAAGAAUACUUCCCUUCCCAAAUUAAACCGGAAUAAAUAUAUGGUGACUGAUGGAGCUGCUUAUAUUGGUAAUUUUGACUGGGUGGGAAAUGAUUUUACUCAAAAUGCAGGAGCUGGCAUCGUUAUCAACCAAGCAGAUGUGGCGAACAACACAAGCAUCGUUAAGCAACUUAAAGCCGUGUUUGAAAGGGACUGGUAUUCACACUAUGCCAAAAGUUUGCAACCAACAAAAAUCCCAAACUGCUUAAACUACAAACUUAACAAAGCAGUGGCAAGUAAGACUGACAUGAAUUAAAAAGACUAUUUCACUGUAUGAUGAAUGAAGAAAUACAUCGGGGCUGCUGUAACCCUAUUUCAUAUUUCCAGAUAAUACUAAAAAAAGGCAAAAAAACAAAUUUUUUAUUUUUUUUUUUUUUUAGGAAAAAGCACACAUAUAAAAAGUUCUCUAAACUAUACUUUCUAUAUUGAAUUAUUUACAACUUUUAAAUUUGUUACUUCUGACAUUGAAUGUCAUUUAUGCUUCGACAUUGAUUUUUCACAUUUGAAUUUGAAAGCAUACUUUGAUUCCUCUCCUUCAGUUUUAGAAUUUUUCGUACCUCCCAUCCUGGUUAGGCAGAACUGAAAUCUGAGCUAUGAAAUGUCAUUUUAAGAUCAGCUGCUAUUGAUACAUAAUGGAGGACAGAUUUCCCCCAUGCAAAAGAUACAAGUUUAAGCAAGUAUUCUCCUGUGUAAAUCAUUCCCUCCAAGUAUAUAGCCAUCCAAGCAGAUUUUGAUAGUUUUGAACAGAUAGUUUGAUAUCAAUAUCUAAUUACAUUUUCACACCAUCCUCAAAAUAUAUUAAAGCUAGCCAUCAGCUUCCUUGUCAUCUUCUAAUAACAACAUACAUUUUCUUUUGUCCAAACAACUUUCACUAUAACCUCUGCCCCCAAACCUCUUAACUUAACAUGCUUCCAAAAAAAAUAUUAAUUUUAAUUCCUUCUACCAUCAAUGUUUAUUCCUUGUUAUACCAAUGUCUCUUUAAUUUUGAAAUUCCUGGAUUCUGAGGAUGUUUUAUUAUAAAAAUCUAUUAUUAUGAUCCAGGGCUGUCUUUUCUUGUCAGCUGUACAAUGUGAUUUUCCCAGUUUGAAGUAUUUCUCAAGAGUGAGACAGCAAUUUUGUGUAGCAUCAUUGUUUGGGGAAAAAACCAAAACCCUUAAAUGCUACUUUUUGAAAAAGGUGAAGGGCUGUGUAAAGCUGUACAAUACUUUUAGUGAAAAUUUUCAGUUUUGUUCUAAUUAAUUUCAUACCUGGCAAACUUUGCCUUGUUAAUUUAAAAACAAAAUGAAUGAACGAACAAACAAACAAAAAAGUAUCCUUUUGUGAAAUGGUGUUUUUGGGUCAAAAUAGGUCAUUCAAUUUCUUGCAUGUUUUUUAUAACUAUAAAAGAAAUGGGGACAGAUUCAUUUCUGGUGUAACUCCACACCUCACUGACUUCAGCAAUUACACCAGCAAUGAAUUUCAUCCAGCAUAUUCAAAGUGAAGAUCAGUUUUCAAAUCAGAUCCGUUUAUUUGCAAAAUUUCACUGAAGGACCAAGAGAAGCUCUAGCGUGAAUAUCUUUCAAUCAUGUGUCUUGGGAUAAACUUAAUAUUAAGUCCUUGCAUAAAGGCAGAAGAGCCAAAAAUUCCAGAGUAUGCAGUUAUAGCUUCUGCUAGCAGUAGCAUAUAAAAAGAUAAAAAAUAUUAACCACUGAUAUAUUUCCCUUCCUUGCAUUGUUGAUACUAGGAAUGCAUUGAAUUUUUAGUAUGUUUUAUACAGAUAAUGGAAAAUGUCAAUGGAGCAAAACCUUGUCAAUAGGAGAAAGUGAUUUUGGGUUGCCACUGACCUUAUAAUUCUGAUACCAAAUGAAUGACAUAGAUACAGUAGUUC